Mytilinidion resinicola is the source of this 340-nucleotide messenger RNA. RefSeq lists its product as uncharacterized. Bases 26 to 223 code for a protein of 65 amino acids. The record is from RefSeq and is a predicted model, not a curated record. Lineage: Eukaryota; Fungi; Ascomycota; Dothideomycetes; Mytilinidiales; Mytilinidiaceae. The transcript has a single exon.
CUAGCACGUCGGCGUACUCCUCACAAUGAGCAUGGAGCGUAACGUCAACUUCAACAUCAGCAGCGAAUUCAAGAACUCCCUCCCAAUCAAUAUGUUCAGCAUCAUCAGCCAUAGCUGCACGAUCGCCCUCCUAGCAAUACCCAGUGCCGCCGCUUUUUUCGUUUGUAAAGUUGUUCGAGGUAACUCCUCCUCAGGUUUAGGCGGUCCUCCGUUUCCAGUUUAACUAGCGUACCUUUCUGCCCUUAUGUAAUCAGUCUUCGAACCUCCUCUAUGAGAACAUAUACCCUGCUUCUCGCUCCACUCUCUCGGCUACUAGAGCUAUACUAAACUAGCUUAAAAG